GCUCCUUACACAGACGCGUGUCAAACAAAAACACCAGAAAAAAAAAAUCUCUUUUUCUCCGUACAACUUCCAUACGUCUUAACGCCUGAUUCCAUCCUAUACUUUUAUCAUCAACCUCAACAAAACAUAUGCAUAAUUUGUGAUUUUGCAAAGAUAGCCGUAUUUUAAUUGAACACAACAUAAUAUAGCGUUCAAAUUUGCAGGCUUUGUCCAAAUCACCCACAUACAUUUGUAGGAAGGCGAAGCUGUUCUUGCAAACAUAUUUCUGUACGUAUACAAUUUAAACAUAUCAAUUAUUUGGGAGUGAUUUUUGGAUAAUUGAUUCGUUAUACUGCAAUUGUUUUUUCUCUCAAAGUAUAGUUGGUCCAAACGCGGAUAAAGGAAGAUGGUGUUAAAAUAGUUGUGGGGUUAUUGAUUGAUUGAUAAAUUGGUAUAUACAUUAGAUAGGGGAAGCGAUGGGAGCUGUAACGUCGUCGAUGGCGGCAAAGUUUGCAUUUUUUCCGCCAAAUCCGCCGUCGUAUGGGGUGGCGGUGGAAGAAUCAACGGGAAAACUUAAGAUGACAGAGGUGGUGCAGAGGGAAGACGUGGACAUUUUGAAGCUAGGAACGAAGAGAGGGACGGAGAUUAUGGCCAUGUACGUGAGGAAUCCGGCGGCGAAGCUGACGCUGCUAUACUCUCACGGCAACGCGGCUGAUUUGGGGCAGAUGUACGAUUUGUUCACCGAACUUAGUCUUCAUCUCCGGGUCAAUUUGAUGGGGUAUGACUAUUCAGGGUAUGGACAGUCCACUGGCAAGCCAAGUGAGCAAAACACUUAUGCCGAUAUAGAAGCUGCAUAUAAGUGUCUUGAAGAGACAUAUGGGGUGAAGGAGGAGGAUAUAAUAUUGUAUGGGCAGUCUGUUGGUAGUGGACCAACAUUAGAUUUGGCAUCCCGCUUAUCAAGAUUGAGGGCCGUGGUUCUACACAGCCCAAUUCUCUCUGGAGUUCGCGUCUUGCAUCCAGUUAAGCGGACGUACUGGUUUGACAUAUAUAAGAAUAUUGACAAAAUACCAUUCGUUGAGUGUCCUGUCCUCAUUAUCCAUGGCACUGCAGAUGAUGUUGUGGAUUGUUCUCAUGGUAAGCAGCUGUUUGAUCUAUGCAAGCAAAAAUAUGAACCGUUGUGGGUUGAAGGUGGUAACCAUUGUGAUUUGGAGCUGUACCCCGAGUACAUAAAACAUCUGAAGAAGUUCUUAUCAGCUGUUGAGAAAUCUACGGUUUCUAAAAAUGGAAAUGCACCAAGUACGGACCAAAUAGAUAAACUUGAAACAUCGAAAUAGCAGAGAUUGUAGAUGCAGGCCAUGCAAACACCAAAAGGAGAAAUCUAGACCAAGUACAGAAAAGCAAGAGAAA
Messenger RNA from Nicotiana tabacum (common tobacco), 1386 nucleotides. The record is from RefSeq and is a predicted model, not a curated record. Lineage: Eukaryota; Viridiplantae; Streptophyta; Magnoliopsida; Solanales; Solanaceae.